Messenger RNA from Eruca vesicaria subsp. sativa (arugula), 1953 nucleotides. Lineage: Eukaryota; Viridiplantae; Streptophyta; Magnoliopsida; Brassicales; Brassicaceae. The record is from the annotation of a GenBank genome assembly.
GCGGGACAUAGCGGCUCUCUUGAGAAUUUUGUGUUGUUAGAUCGCCUCGCGUGCUUUAGGGUUUUCUUCUUCUUCGUCUUGUCUUUUCAAGAUGACUGCUCAAAAACCUACCUGCUCCUCCCAACAUCAUCAAUCUUCUCCUCUCCGCUCCAUGAUCUCACCUCGCAAAUCCCUGGCCAAUUUCCACCGCCGCAGAGGGAGGAGUAACGUGUUAAGCAUGCUAGCACAGAGGGAAGUUUCAUCAAAAGCAAAGUUUGUGCAGAGGAAACGUUGGAGUAAAAGUAGUUAUUAUUACUCACCUAUGAAACAGACAGGACAAACUCUUCCUUCAUGGGUUGAGGCAGAGUCGUUGCAGCAUUUAUCUGCAAAGUAUUGCCUUUUUGGAGUUUCUCCAAAAUCAACUAUUGCAACCGCUUUUAGUUCUGAUGGCAAAACUCUUGCUUCUACCCAUGGUGAUCAUACUGUAAAGAUUACUGACUUCCAAACUGGUAACUGCUUAAAAGUUUUGACCGGCCAUAUGAGGACUCCUUGGGUGGUCAGAUUCAACCCGCAACGUUCAGAAAUAGUUGCUAGUGGUAGUUUAGAUCAGAAUGUUCGCUUUUGGAAUGUCACAACUUCUGAGUGUAUUAAAUCUCAUGAGUUCGAUAAGCCUAUUGCUUCUCUCGCUUUCCAUGCUGAGGGUGAACUGCUUGCUGUUGUUUCUGGUCAUAAGCUGUACAUGUGGCACUACAAUAUGAGUGGAGAGGAAUCACCACCAGUUGUUAUAUUGAAGACAAGGCGUUCUCUGAGAGCUGUACACUUUCACCCUCACGGGGCUCCAUUGCUCUUGACCGCAGAGGUGAGUGAAAUAGAUCCACUAGAUUCCUCAAUGUCUAUAGCAACAUCUGUGGGUUGCUUGAGGUAUCCUUCUCCUGCUAUCUUUUUCACUGGCCCUCAAAGCAGUCAAGACCGAUCAGAUCUCCUUGAGCUAGGACAGAUUCGGCAGUCAUUUCAACUAAGUGAUCGAGUUUCCUGGGAGAUACCUUUUAUGCAAGGAUGGUUGAUGGCUCAAGGCUAUGGUGUUUCAGCAGCUAGUCUUGAGGCUGCAGCAGCUGCAGUUACAGAAGUACCUUGUACUGUCAAACUCAGAGUUGAGAUGGGAGCUCAUAUUUCGCCGUGCGGGAGAUAUUUAGCAGCCUGUGUUACAUGUGCUGUUCCUCAUACUGAGAUAGGUCCUGGACUGCAGACACUAGCACAACAAGAUUUAGGGCUUGCAACUUCCCCAACUCAACACCCUCUCACAGCACACCAAGUCAUUUACGAGCUUCGUGUCUAUUCUCUCCAAAAGGAAAGCUUUGCUUCAGUACUUGUGUCACGGGAAAUUAGAGCUGCGCAUUGCUUGACAUCUAUCCAGUUCUCGCCCACCUCCGAGCAUAUACUGCUUUCAUAUGGACGGCAUCAUAGUUCUCUUUUGAAUAGCAUCGUUAGUGAUGGUGCAACUACAUCACAAUUUUUCACAGUGUUGGAGAUUUACAGAGUUUCGGAUAUGGAGCUUGUCAGAGUACUCCCUAGCACAGAGGAUGAAGUGAAUGUUGCUUGUUUUCACCCUUCUCCUGGAGGUGGCCUUGUUUAUGGUACCAAGGAGGGUUCACUGAGGAUCUUCCAGUACAAUACAGGUGUAACGUCUAACUUCACUGGACCAAACACCUAUCCUGAUUGGAACUUGUCCGAGGUAGCCUAGAAUUAUACAUUAGAGUGAUAAGGAAGAAAGAAGCCAUUUUUUGGGUUUCCAUAAAAUCUUUUUCACUCUUAUUCAGACAUUUUCUUUUAUCUAAAGAGACUGCAUUUAAAGAAAUGUAAAAAAAAUAUUGUUUUCUGUUGUUGUUUGUAACAGAGUACCCUUACCUUUAUAUUGUUAUCAAAGAGGAGUAUGCAAUGUUAUGAUGCUGAAGCAUUAGACCAUUUCCAAUCUCC